This is a messenger RNA of Penicillium riverlandense, 1278 nucleotides long. RefSeq names its product M20 family metallopeptidase. The record is from RefSeq and is a predicted model, not a curated record. The transcript is spliced from 4 exons. Gene Ontology annotation, molecular function: dipeptidase activity. The coding region runs from base 1 to 1278 and encodes 425 amino acids. NCBI's taxonomy places the organism in Eukaryota, Fungi, Ascomycota, Eurotiomycetes, Eurotiales, Aspergillaceae.
AUGGUUCAAACGGAAGACACCCGUUCCUUGGUGAGCAAGGAGAUCCAACUGGCCAUUGAGCACAAGGCAGAUGAGCUCUGGAAAAUUAAUCAGAAGAUCCACAGCAACCCCGAGCUAGGCUACCAGGAAUACCAGGCCCACGACAACAUUACCUCCAUGCUCCAAUCUAUGGGCUUCUCUGUCAAUCUCCACGCAUAUGGGCUUGAGACCGCCUUCGUAGUUGAGUACGGCACUGGAGGGCGCGUGGUGGCCUUUAACGCCGAGUAUGACGCUCUCCCCGAAAUCGGCCAUGCCUGCGGCCAUAAUCUCAUCGCGACGAUGUCCAUUGCGGCAUUCCUCGGCCUGGCCGAGGCUUUGAAGACACAUAAGAUGCUAGGCAGGGUGCGUCUCAUCGGCACGCCGGCUGAAGAAGGUGGCGGAGGAAAGAUCAAAAUCAUUGACGCGGGUGGGUUUAGGGAUGUGGACGCGUGUUUGAUGGCCCAUCCUGGUCCUUUCGAUGAGUGUACCGGCUUCACGGGUGAUGCAUUCAUGCCCACUCUUGCGAGUCAUAAAAUGAGAGCACGAUUCACUGGAAAGACAGCGCAUGCAGCUGUCGCCCCAUGGGAGGGAGUCAAUGCUUUGGACGCGGCGGUGUUGGCGUAUAACGGGAUCAGUGUCCUACGGCAACAGUCGCAUCCAACAGAUCGGGUGCAUUGUGUGUUUUCGGAUGGAGGGGCACGACCAAACGUCAUUCCUGGCAGUGCGGAGAUCGACUGUUAUGUCAGGAGUCCGACGCUGAAAACUGCAGAUGACUUGCUCGCCAAGGUGAAGCGAUGCUUCACUGGUGGGGCUAUCCAGGCAGGAUGUGAGAUGGACUUUAGGAUGACCAAUACGUAUGCGGACCUACGGCCCAAUGCGACUAUCUGUACUCUGUACGCAGAUGCAAUGACCACCAUAGGCUCUGACGUCAAAUGUGAUCUGCGCUCCACCGGCAUCCCGGGCUCUACGGAUCAAGGAAAUGUCUCGUACGAGUGUCCCGCGUUCCAAGCAUAUGUCGGCAUCCCAGCCGAUCCAGGAUGUAAAAACCACACUCCUGGUUUUACUGCCGCAGCCGGCACACUCAGAGCCCACGAUCUUUGCAUUGAAGCUGCCAAAGGUAUGGCUAUCGUGGGCUGGAACGUGCUGGCCAAUGAAGAGAUCGCAUCGAAAGUAAAGAGAGACUUCGAACUAGAUAGGGACGUGCGUAGUCACGUUAACAUCCCGAGUACAUUGCUAUCCGAUGAAGAAACAUUGAAAUGA